GUCUCAUCAUCUCUUAGUUGACUGCAAUCUUCUGCCAUGUCUGCUCUGCUCCUGGUUGGUUUGCUGCUGAUAGCCAAGGCAUCUCCUCAGCUGUUGAUGCCAGUAUAUCCCCUGCCUUAUCUCCACCCCAUCACUGCUGCACAGUUCCAUUCACAAGAUGAACUUGGCCAGUUUAACUUUGGAUUCGCAGGGGACAACCAGGUUAGAGUAGAGAGCCGAUUGAUAGAUGGGGUUGUCCGAGGGGCCUACAGCUACGUGGACCCGACCAACAAAGUGAUUCAUGUGACUUACAUCGCUGAUUCUGAUGGCUACAGAGUAUUAAGUGGAAACAACUUGCCUACAGUACCUUCAGCACCUGCGCCUCUAGUAAGCCCGAGCCCUGUGGACUACACACCUGAGGUGGCAGCUGCCAGAGCAAAGUUUGAGAAGAUUUACAAUGAACUAGCAGCCAAAGCAGCCGAAGAACCAUCAGAGACGGACACUUCAGAAUCCAAGGAGCGACGGAGAAGGUCUGUUUUACUGCCAGCUCUGUAUACCAUCACACCAACUUCUCUCAAGUUUAAAGUAAAUGAAGCAAAAGAAGUAACAGAUGUAAUCAGCCCAGCCAACACCAAGCCAGUAGAAUUCUCGGAAGUAGAAAAGUCUUUCCCUGUAACUCCGUUUGUUGUGGCUCCAGCUAACUUACCUUUUGCUUCGUCUUUCUACACCUACUUCUAUACUAUAUAGAUUAUUACCAAUCAAUAAAAAACAACUGAAAAAGUCCAGAGUUCCAUCGGAAAAUAGUACAGCACAGAAUAUACUUGAUUAUUUAUGACUUGUAUGACCAUAUUUUUUAGCAAAUAAAUUUUAGCUUUAUGAAGAAUUU
This is a messenger RNA of Macrosteles quadrilineatus (aster leafhopper), 865 nucleotides long. Its product is annotated as cuticle protein 6-like. Lineage: Eukaryota; Metazoa; Arthropoda; Insecta; Hemiptera; Cicadellidae. Bases 37 to 726 code for a protein of 229 amino acids. Gene Ontology annotation, molecular function: structural constituent of chitin-based larval cuticle. The transcript has 5 exons. The record is from RefSeq and is a predicted model, not a curated record. Gene Ontology annotation, cellular component: chitin-based extracellular matrix.